AUGCCCCCUCUCAUCCGAGUCAUCGGCUCACUCAAUGCCGACAUGGUGUCCGUGACACCCCGAUUCCCAGACCCCGGCGAGACCAUCACCGCUUCAUCCUACUUCACCAGCGCCGGAGGCAAGGGCGCCAACCAAGCAGUCGCCUGCGGACGCAUGUCCAGAGCGCAAACAAGUACUACAAGCGACGUGCAGGUCGAGAUGCUAGGCGCCGUGGGCGCAUUGGACGGGCACUUCGAAGCACUACUGAAACCAACCCUCCAAAAGUCCGGCGUUGACCCGUCGCGCGUGCAGGUGGUGAAGAAUGCAUACACGGGUGUGGCGGUUAUUAUUGUCGACUCGUCCGCUGGCGGCGAGAACCGCAUUCUCUUUUCUCCGGGUGCAAAUUACACGGGCAUGCAGCCUACGCCGGAGAUACUAAGCAUGGGCCUGGCGGCACCCGUGCCGGACGUGAUCCUGAUGCAGGGCGAGAUCCCCGUUGAAACGGUCAUUGGCACAAUACGGGCUGUCAAGGCAUUCAGAGACCAAAACCGUGCUGCUGGCAAGCGCGGGAUCGAGUGCGGACCGGAUGUCAUGUUGAACCCGGCACCGGCACCACCAGGCGGUUUGCCAGAGGAUGUAUACAGCGCUGUCGACCAUCUCAUCCUGAAUGAAACGGAGGCUGAGCUGAUGACGCCGCCACCGGAACAGCUCCUGCGCAUUUUGCCCGACGCGGAGGGUCUAGAGGACAAGGAGAAGGUGGCACGGUAUUUCCACCAGCUGGGCGUGACCUAUGUGCUCAUUACCCUGGGCUCCAAGGGUGCUUGGUACAGUGCCGCAGAGCCUGGAUCGAGCGACGGGGCCCAGCGCUUUACGAACCAGAUCCCUGCCGCGCCCGUGUCUCGGGUCCUGGAUACCACGGCGGCAGGCGACACGUUCGUUGGUGCCUAUGCGGUCAAGGUCGCGCGCUGGCGGGAGCUCCGCCGCAGGGACGGCAAGGCCGGGCAGGAAUUGUCUGCGGCUGAGAAGCCGCAGCGGUAUCAAAACGUCAUGGACGAGGCGAUGCGCUUUGCGGCGCGUGCUUCAGCGCGUGCGGUGGAGCGUCAGGGUGCUAUGGACAGCAUUCCGUGGGAGGAUGAGAUUUGA
This is a messenger RNA of Penicillium lagena, 1122 nucleotides long. RefSeq names its product ribokinase. NCBI's taxonomy places the organism in Eukaryota, Fungi, Ascomycota, Eurotiomycetes, Eurotiales, Aspergillaceae. Gene Ontology annotation, molecular function: ribokinase activity. Bases 1 to 1122 code for a protein of 373 amino acids. The transcript has a single exon. The record is from RefSeq and is a predicted model, not a curated record. Gene Ontology annotation, biological process: D-ribose metabolic process.